AUGGCUUCCAGCAACCUGAGCUUGGUUGUAUGGCCUAAUUCAUUGUCUAACUUAGCUUUUCUGCUCAGUUUUCUAAGCUCAUUGGCAUUGUUACUCAUAUUUUGUAAAACAACAUACAAUCUUCUCUUGCACCCUCUGCGCUCAUAUCCAGGACCCAUGCUCGGCCGAGCUUCUCGUCUAUAUUAUAUCUACUACCAAUUCCGUGGAGAUCUUCCAUUCAUGACGAAAGCCCUUCACGAAAAAUAUGGUUCAGUUGUCCGUAUUGCACCAGAUGAACUUUCAUACUCUUCCGGCGAUGCUUGGCAGGAUAUCUAUGGCCAUCGAUCUUCUGCCACCGUUGCUUCAAAAGGCUCAUUUGAAAAAGAUAAAACUUGGUAUACAAAUGUUGGGGAAUCUAAUUCAAUCGCGGUUUCUAAUGUGUGUGCAUCGGCAGACCAUAAACGAUUCCGCCGAGUGAUGGGCCCCGCCUUCUCUGAGAAAACCGUCAAGGCUCAGGAGUAUCUAAUGAAGCGCCACGUGGAUCUUUUCAUUUCACAGCUCCACAUGCGGGUAAAAGAUAAGGAAUUGGCGGGAAUCGAUAUCGUUCGCUGGUUCAAUUUUGUCACUUUCGAUCUCAUAGGAGACUUAACCUUUGGGCAGUCCUUUGGUUGUCUAGAAACUGGCGAGUUACAUCCAUGGAUUCAAUGGGUCUUUGGAGGUGUCAAAGAAUCCUGCUUUUUCCAGGCGAUACUACGAGUGCCGGGCAUCCAAAGUCUUCUCAAACCGCUAUUUCAUCUCAAAAACGACAACUGGAAACAGCAGUUCGAGUAUUGUGCUCAAAAGACCAAGGAGAGAAUGGCGAUGAAAACGAAUAGACCUGACAUUAUGACACAUAUUCUCCGAGCAAAUGACGAGAAGGGAUUAACGGAGCAGGAGAUUCUGAAUAACGCGCAGGUAUUGGUAAUUGCUGGCAGCGAAACAACGGCUACGGUGCUCUCUGGAUGCGUUUUUUACUUGACCCGAAAUCUGGACGCCUAUAAGAAAGUGACCGCUGAGAUCCGAACCUCCUUCGCGGUAGAAGAUGACAUGAACGCCGAGUCUCUGAGUAAGCUACCGUACUUCAACGCUGUGCUAGAGGAGGCCCUACGAGUUUAUCCACCGCUGUCAGUGACUCUUCCUCGAACCACUCCACCCGGAGGUGAGAUGAUAGCAGGGAAAUUUGUGGCUGGAGGAAUGACUGUAGGAGUCAAUCACUGGUCUUAUAACCAAAGCAGCGAAAAUUACAAGCAUCCUGAAUUGUUUACGCCAGAGAGGUGGCUUAGCAAGGAGAACGGUUCUGUAGAACAAUAUGAAAAGUUCGCUGACGAUCAACGGAAACCUUUCAAUCCUUUCUCCUUUGGACCACGCAAUUGCAUAGGCAAAAGUCUGGCUUAUGCCGAGAUGCGUCUUAUCAUGGGAAGGCUGCUGUGGAACUUUGAUAUCGCAUUAGAGCCUGGUUUUGAGAAUUGGGAGAAACAGAAAGUUUACAUCCUUUGGGAGAAGUCCGAACUCAAAGUACGAUUGACCCCUGUUGUUGGAUAUUAG
Bipolaris victoriae FI3 is the source of this 1563-nucleotide messenger RNA. RefSeq lists its product as hypothetical. Bases 1 to 1563 code for a protein of 520 amino acids. NCBI's taxonomy places the organism in Eukaryota, Fungi, Ascomycota, Dothideomycetes, Pleosporales, Pleosporaceae. The record is from RefSeq and is a predicted model, not a curated record. Gene Ontology annotation, molecular function: oxidoreductase activity, acting on paired donors, with incorporation or reduction of molecular oxygen; heme binding; monooxygenase activity. The transcript has 10 exons.